Molecule: messenger RNA, 177 nt
Organism: Spirodela intermedia
Lineage: Eukaryota; Viridiplantae; Streptophyta; Magnoliopsida; Alismatales; Araceae
Source: the annotation of a GenBank genome assembly
AUGGGGGGGACCUACUGGCUAGCUGGGCUCACAAGCGGGUUGAAAGCACAGUCGAGGAGGAGCCGUGAGGAAGGGCUCGAGUGGCUAAGGACUAAUAGACACACAUGUGCACCACUCCCCUUCUACGUCACCAAUGGCCAAUCGGUUGUGGGGCAAGGAGUGGUCGUACACGCAUGA